UGUAAAAGGAAGGGGAAAGGAGAUGCGUAUAAAAGGAGCGCAGCUGAGAGAAGGAGGCCGACGACCAAUCAAAGCAUUGUCCAAAGCCGAAGGAGUUACGAGAAUUCUUAACUUUCAAUGCCAAUGUCAUUCCCACACACGAUUUUUAUAUUUUUGGUUUCCACCGACUCAUAACUUUCCUUUCUCUCUCUGCCUUUUACAACCCAGGAAACAAAAACACCAAACACCAGCUCUAUCACCUUGGCUUGCAAGAUUCUCUCUGCUAAAUUUAUACGGACAGCUAUCUAUAUGAUUGCGUCCAAAGUUGUCAAAUUUUCUGCAAAAGAGUUGGCAAACAAAAGUUGGAGAAUAUGCAUACAUUGAAAGAGAAACUCUCAAACCAGCUGUCUCGUUUCUUUGUUGAAUCGCAAAAACCUCCUCCCUCUCCUCCUCAUCCAUCUUCAUCACCCGAUAAUUUUCAGGCCAGGCAGUUUUCUAAUAGGGGGAAAUCAUUUUCUUCAUAUUUUCCCUUCACUGCCCCGUUCUUCAACUUUGGAGGGUCUAGAUCAAACAAGUACCAGUUUGAAUUAGAGCCAAUUCGAUCACCGCAGAGGCGGGGCAGUAAAGAUUUAAACCAGCAAGAUGAACACUCAGUUAGAUAUCAUGAUUGCAACAUACUAAAUUCUCGUGAAGACAGCAAAGAAAGCAUUACAGUUUUUGUGAACAAACAAACAGAUAAAAUCCAUGACAGCAAUGAAGACAAUGCAUCUGGAGGGAGCAGUAGUGAUAGUGAUGUAUUUGAGGAAGCACAAGAGCAGCAGACUCCAAAGAGCUCAAUACCCCAUCUCAUUAAUGAAUCAUCUCUUAUUUCCUCAGAAUUAUAUGAGUUCUUGCAUUCAUCCCUUCCUAAUAUAGUGAAGGGAUGCCAAUGGGUUUUGUUGUAUAGUACCUUAAAGCAUGGCAUAUCACUGCGGACUCUCAUUCGAAAGAGUGCAGAUCUUUCUGGUCCUUGUUUGCUGAUUGUUGGUGAUAGACAAGGUGCUGUAUUUGGUGGUCUGCUAGACUGUCCAUUGAAACCUACACCCAAGAGAAAAUAUCAGGGGACAAACCAGUCAUUUGUAUUUACAACUAUAUAUGGUGAACCAAGGCUAUUUAGACCAACUGGUGCCAACCGAUAUUAUUACAUCUGUUUGAAUGACUUACUAGCACUUGGUGGUGGUGGCAAUUUUGCUUUGUGCUUGGAUGGAGACCUGCUAAAUGGAACUAGUGGACCUUGUGAAACAUUUGGGAACUUAUGCCUGGCCCACCAACCAGAGUUUGUAUUGAAAAAUGUUGAGCUUUGGGGCUUUACACAUUCAUCCAAAUACCUUUCCUGACACAAAGGAGAUGAAACAUGCCAUUUUACCUUCUUAAUAUUUGUGACUUUAUUCUUACAAUUAUGGAGUGUGCUUUGCGUUGGGCUUCUUUUUCAGUAAAUACUAGGUUGGAUUCAUAAUGCCACAGAGAUCAACUUGUGCAGCAGAAUUCAUUAAUCACUACAAAGGAGCAUUUGGUCCUUGGAAUGGAUAUUACUUUCAAUACCAUAUUGAACUGGCAUGUAAUUAAGGUUUGGCUUUAGGGCGAGAAUUGUACAAAUUAUUAUUGUUAGUUCAAGUGGCUCGUUGCAUUCACUUAUUUCGUUA
Molecule: messenger RNA, 1661 nt
Organism: Manihot esculenta (cassava)
Lineage: Eukaryota; Viridiplantae; Streptophyta; Magnoliopsida; Malpighiales; Euphorbiaceae
Product: oxidation resistance protein 1
Exons: 8
Coding region: 351-1355 (334 amino acids)
Source: RefSeq, a predicted model, not a curated record